Messenger RNA from Stegodyphus dumicola, 1879 nucleotides. Its product is annotated as cholecystokinin receptor-like. Lineage: Eukaryota; Metazoa; Arthropoda; Arachnida; Araneae; Eresidae. Gene Ontology annotation, biological process: neuropeptide signaling pathway. Gene Ontology annotation, molecular function: neuropeptide receptor activity. The record is from RefSeq and is a predicted model, not a curated record. Gene Ontology annotation, cellular component: plasma membrane.
AUGAACUCACGACUACUCAUUCCAGCAUCCGACGAUCCUGAUGAUCUAUCCGCACUCACCCCAGCACAUUUUAUCAUUGGUACUGAAAUAAAACGAAUACCUGAACCAAAUGUUAUAGAUGAAAAAAUUACCAUGCUCGAGCGAUGGAAGCUGGUGACACAGAUUUCGGAAGCCUUUUGGAAAAAAUGGUCUAAGGAAUAUUUAACGCAGUUAAAAUUGAGAAAUAAACGGAGGAAAGCCAGGACUAACAUGAAAAUUGGAGAUUUAGUGUUGAUUAUGGAGGACAACCUACCUCUCUUAAAGUGGAGAAUGACUCCAAUUAUACAAGUUUAUCUCAACAGUAAGGAAAAGUUCCGAGUUAUCAAAUUAAAAACUGCCAGAGGGUGCUGCGGGGGCCCACGUUUGUACAGUGAACUUGCUCCAACAACUGCUGCACACAUGAAAUUCUGUGCUGCAGCGGCAGAGGAAGCCGAAAGAAAGGUCUUCGUGUUGACAGUCCGUGGUGCUACAGAAGUUGGUGGGACAUACGUCGCACUGUACGUACGUCACUUGUCCUGUACUAGAACCAAGCUCCUGACUGAAGGAAACAGGAGAACUGCUAUUCAGUUUAAUAUGGCUACAUCGUUAGCUGUCACUCCCUAUUAUGAGAAUGCGGAAACUGAAGGAAUGAACUUCACUCAGAUAUCAACAAAUCCCCCAACUCACGCAAUUGAUCCUAAUUUAGCUCAUCUUAUUCUGCCGUACAGCAUCAUCUUCAUCCUAGCCGUAUCAGGAAAUGUUCUGGUGAUAGUAACUCUCCUCGUCAACAAAAGAAUGAGAACAGUAACAAAUGUAUUUUUGUUCAAUUUGGCCGUUAGUGACUUUUUACUGGGAGUUUUUUGUAUGCCAUUUACACUAACUGGUGUUCUUUACCGAGAAUUCCUGUUUGGUAGUAGUCUUUGCAAGUUGAUUCCCUAUUUCCAAGCCGUGAGUGUCAGUGUGAGUGCUUGGACCUUAGUAUCAAUGUCAGUGGAAAGAUACUUUGCAAUAUGUCAUCCUCUAAAAUCCAGGAAAUGGCAAACACUUUCUCACGCUUAUAAGAUGAUUGCUGUUGUAUGGAUUGGAUCCUUAUUUUUCAUGUUACCCAUACUUAUUUUAAGCAAACUUCAAAAAGUCAAAGGAACAGCAAAGCAGAAGUGCAGAGAAAGUUGGCCCACCAUUACUGCUGAAAAGAGCUUUACGAUAUUUCUGGAUAUUUUUCUUCUUUUUUUACCACUUGUUCUCAUGAGUGUCACCUACUCUCUCAUUAUUAGAACUCUGUGGCAAACUAUGGCCGUAUCAGCUGGUGAAUCACAGAAUGCAGGUUUCAAAAUGCGCUAUUGUUGGAAAACAUCUCCAGAUCUGAAUAGACGAACUACACUUUCUACAGCAUCAAUCUUCACUUCCACAAAUGCCUCUGGAAAUUCAAGCAAUGCCUCCCGCAAUCUUUCUGAUGCAUCAGGCAUUCGGAAGAAUAAUGUUGAAAGAGGCAUCAUCCAGAAGAAACGAAUCAUCAAAAUGCUUUUUGUUGUUGUGUUAGAAUUCUUUAUUUGUUGGACUCCAUUGUACACAAUCAACACUAUCUCUCUUUUUGAUCCAACGACAGUCUACUCAAACAUAGGAUACAGUGGAGUAUGUUUUUUACAAUUGUUGGCUUAUACUUCCUCCUGUUGCAAUCCAGUAACAUAUUGUUUCAUGAACAGUAGAUUUAGAGAAAGUUUCCGUGGAUUAUUUCCCUGUGAAUGUGAUCGUAGCUAAUAAGAAAGUUUUCCACCCUUCACUUUUUUAAUGCUAAAACAAUAAACUUCAUAUGAUUUUAUAAAACCUGUAAACAACACAAUAUUAUUAUAAACAACACAAU